Messenger RNA from Punica granatum (pomegranate), 1953 nucleotides. The record is from RefSeq and is a predicted model, not a curated record. NCBI's taxonomy places the organism in Eukaryota, Viridiplantae, Streptophyta, Magnoliopsida, Myrtales, Lythraceae.
CUCACUAUUAUAUAUAGAAGGGAAGGCGAGGCUACAUGCAUUAAGCUCUUCAUCUACAUCUCAGGUUUCGACUGGGAGUUUUCAAAAAUUUUUAGUAACUUGAGCACUGGAGUGGGUCUCAGUCUGCAGAAGAGACCCUCUCACAUUGUCCGUUGAGCCAAUGGUGUGCAGAAUGUCGGAUGGGCACUUUUAAGCGUGCUGUACGGUAAACAAAAUACGAAUUUUCGGUUGAUCUAGUUAGUAGUUUUUGCUUCUCUUUCCUGCAUUGGUUUUCUUUCCAUUUCUGGUGACUAUGAUUGAUAAGAAAAUCCGACUGGAAAAUAUAUCACCAGAGGUGGGAAAUGAGAAUCAGUCAGAUCAGUUUGUUGACAUAGAGAACCCUUCGCCUAAAAAAAAUAAGAACCCUGAAAUAACUCCACUGCUCGCCUCGCUGGAGGAGGAACUCAAUAGCUGGUCUGAGCUAUCGGGGGAGCAUUGUAUUUACAAAGUUCCUGAGCGGCUGCGAACAGCCGGGAAUGAAUCGCUGUACAACCCUAAGGUUGUGUCCAUCGGCCCGAUCCACCAUGAAAGAGAAGGUUUGGAAGCCAUGGAAGAGUAUAAGAAGAGGUUCCUCAAAGAUUUCCUUGCCAGACUGAAGGUUAAAUUCGCAGAUUAUGCUCAAUUCAUGCAGGGAAGGGAAGAAAAAUUGCGAAACAGCUACGCCUACGAAGGAGUGGGUCAUCUGAAAAGCGACAAGUUGACAAAAAUUUUCAUGGUCGAUGCAGCAUUUCUCGUCGAGCUUUUGCUGAGGAACAGUCUUCUGAAGGCACAGGACGACAAGAGCUGCAGCAGGGUGAAGCCACUGGACUUCAAGAGCAGCAGUGAUGUGAAGCCACUGGACUUCAAGAGCUGCAGGAUCUUUGGGAGGCCCAAGAUGUUAAUCGACAUUCAACGAGACGUGAUAUUGGUUGAGAAUCAGCUUCCUAUGUUUAUCCUCGAAGAAAUUUUCGACACCUUUAUCAGUCCAGAAGUCGACGUGAUUAGUCUUGUUUGCGAGUUUGUCAGCAGCGAUAGGGAUGGGGCAAGUAAGCCUGAUCUCGAGAGUGUCCAAAGAUCCAACCCCGUGCACUUCCUGGAUUGUCUAAGGAGUUGCUACAUUUUUGAAUGCAAUGAUGCAGGGGAGGUUCCAAAGCCGAGGGAUCGAGCACCGGUAAAGCAUCCUUACAUCCAUAGCGUGUCUGAAUUACAUGAAGCUGGACUGGAUUUCAAAAAAAGUGAGAGUUCUAAUCUUUUCAGCAUCAAGUAUGAAGACGGGCUUCUCCGGUUGCCGUACAUGCCGAUAGGCAGCGCGAGCGAAAUGAUAUACAGAAAUCUACUAGCCUUUGAGCAGUGCCACUAUCUUCCCAGCGAGAGGAUAUUCACUGACUUCUUCCGUCUCAUGGAUCAACUGGUAAACACUCCUCAGGACAUAGACUUGCUUGUCGAGAAUGAAAUUAUAAGGCGCACCUUGGGAGAAAGCAGUGCGGCUGCAGAUGUCUUCAACAGAAUCUCACAUGGUCUUCAAACGUGCUACGAUCAAAACCAUUUUGCUGAAAUCUACAGGGAACUUAAAGCGUACUACGAUAGACCGUGGAACCGAUGGAAGGCGACCUUGAAGCAUAAAUACUUCCACAACCCAUGGGCUAUCAUUUCUGUCGUUGCAGCUGCAAUUCUGCUCAUUCUAACCAUUAUACAAACGGUGUUUUCGAUAUUAUGAAUCACCUCUUGGUGUUUUCUUUCAUUUAUGUAAAGUACCUACUUCAAUUGCCGGAAGCGAUUGUGCCCUAGAUGCUGCUAUGUAAUAAUUACUACUGGCUUGAUUUUGGCUUGUCUGUAAAAUACGGAUUGUUUGCGAGUUAUCGUUGCAAAUGCCUUGCUGUAAAAGUCGUGAAUGAAUUCUAUUAUGGGUUAUUAUUAUUCAUAUAUUUAUUAGUA